GAUGGAAAAUGUUUGAUAGUGGGUCCCAACUUCCAAUCUUCUCAAACGCUACUUCUGGAUUUGGUCUCUUUGCUCGAUAGAGGAGAGAGAGAGAGAGAGCGAACAUCGAGCGAGAGUCCAAAAUCCAGAUCGCAUUGACCUCAAAGAAUGGAAGGGCUACCCCUUCAGUUCCCAUGGGAUUCACCUUCCUGAUCCUGUCCAUCUAUGAUUUGUCCCUCAUUUAAUGUAUCUAUCCACAUCUUCUUCACAAUCGUCAAAACACUGACCUGAACAUUCUUGUGCUGUCGUCUUUGCUCGCUGAUAACAGUUUCAUCUAUAAAUCUCACAGCGUCGGUGGAAACCAAAUUUCCAAAAGCAAAAGUGAGAGAGGAAAAUUCGAGAAAAUUGAAUCAAGAUGGCCUGUGAAGGGGAGAAAACUCUGAUUGAGAUACUGGAGGAGUCUACCCCUAUUGAUCUUACCAAAUACAUGAAUUUUGUUCAUAGCCCACAAUCUGGUGCAAUUGCAACCUUCUCUGGUACAACACGCGAUACCUUUGAAGGGAAAACUGUAGUGGAGUUACGUUAUGAAGCAUAUGUACCAAUGGCGAUGCGCCAAAUCAAAUCCAUCUGCACAUCUGCCAGGUCAUUAUGGCAUCUUGACUCCAUCGCUGUUUCUCACCGCUUGGGGCCGGUUGCUGUUGGAGAAACAAGUGUUUUCAUUGCAAUAUCUGCUGUCCAUCGGGCUGAUGCCUUAGAUGCAUGUAAAUAUGUCAUUGAUGAGAUCAAGGCAUCGGUUCCAAUAUGGAAGAAGGAGGUGUAUUCUAAUGGGGAGGUUUGGAAGGAGAAUUUGGAGUUUUUGGAAAGGAGAUCAGAGUUUGGAACUGCAGAGGAUGGUGGUGAAAGUUGUUCUGAUAAACUUAAGGUGGAUGCACAGAAUAUAAAGAGGUGUUGCAGAAGCAAAGUUAAGGUGAGCCACGAGGAAGGCCCUUUGCAUGUUGUCAUGGAUGAUGAAUGUAUUGAUGGGAAUAAAUGAUGAAGAAUAGGCAUUUUAUUUAAACAUUUUUAUUGUUAAUAGUAUGUUUGCUCAAAUUAUCCAUGAAAAAGCAGGUUAUUCUCUGAAAAAACAAAAUGUUGAUGGUGUGCCUUCUGUGUGUGAGCUAUUAUUUCCCCCUUUUUCUUAAUUUUGUAUUUAUUUGCUAGUUUAUUGAUUGAGAGCAUUGUGAAAUUUAGUCCA
Nelumbo nucifera (sacred lotus) is the source of this 1213-nucleotide messenger RNA. RefSeq names its product molybdopterin biosynthesis MoaE family protein. Gene Ontology annotation, molecular function: molybdopterin synthase activity. Gene Ontology annotation, cellular component: molybdopterin synthase complex; cytosol. Gene Ontology annotation, biological process: Mo-molybdopterin cofactor biosynthetic process. The record is from RefSeq and is a predicted model, not a curated record. NCBI's taxonomy places the organism in Eukaryota, Viridiplantae, Streptophyta, Magnoliopsida, Proteales, Nelumbonaceae.